GUAGCGGGAAUCGGGACUUAAAAUUCGGGGCCUUCUACCUCGGGAUCGGUACGGGGCCUGGGACGGGCCUCACACACGCGGUGCUAACAGAUGAAGUCCAGAAACAGGACUCGGAUCCGCUACCCUACACAUCGUCCCCUCGGCUACUCUCGGUGGCGCCAGGUCGCCCAUACCAGGCUCGACCAUGUGCGGCCGCACUGCGUGCCCACUGCCGGCGGGCCAGGUGUCGCGGGCGUGCACGUACCGGGACAGAAGGGGCCACCGAACCGUGCCGGCGUGGAGGGAUGGCGACGCCGCCAAAUACCGGCCAUCCUUCAACAAGAGCCCCAGCACUUUCUGCCCCGUGCUCGUGUCCAAGCGACACUUCUGCCAGGACGCGGAGCCUGGUGAGCGCGUCCUCGCCGCCAUGCGCUGGGGCCUCGUGCCGCUGUGGUCCCCUGAGCCGACCUCCGCCUACAGCAUGAACAACUGCCGCAGCGACACCAUGACCCAGAAGAAGUCCUACCAGGGGCCCCUCAACAAGGGCCAGCGCUGUGUGGUGGUGGCCGACGGCUUCUUUGAGUGGUACAGAGGCACGGGCAGCAAGACCAAGCAGCCAUACUUCAUUUACGCACCGGAGAACCGCGACCGCCUAAACCUGCUGCUCGAGGCGGCUGAAGCGACCACCAGUGAUGAGAACAUCAAGAUGGAGGAGCUGAAGGAAGAGGUGAAAAAGGAGGGGAAGGUGAAAAAGGAAGAGGAGGUGAAGGAGGAAGUGAAGGAGGAGGUGAAGGAGGAGAUGAAGGAGGAGGUGAAGGAGGAGGUGAAGGAGGAGGAACGCUGCGGUGGGGAGGAGGAGGUUGAGGAGUGGCGUGGCUGGCGUCCCCUCACGAUGGCGGGUCUCUUUGAGUGCUGGCAGGGUGCGGGGGCUGAGGAGCCCCUCUACACCUUCACCGUAAUCACUGUAGACGCGUCGCCCACCCUGGCCUGGCUGCACCACCGCAUGCCGGCCAUCCUAGAAGAUGACGACGCCGUGCGGCGCUGGCUGGACUUCGGCACGCUGCCCGGCGGCAAGGCGGCGCUGGAUGAGCUGGUGCGGCCGAGCGAGCGCGUGGCUUUCCACGCCGUCUCCACCUUCGUCAACAACUCGCGCAACAACUCGCCCGAGUGCGUGCUCGAGGCACGGCCGCAUGCCCCUGCCACCGCCGAGAAGCCGCAGAAACCCAAGGGCAGCAGCCUCCUCAUGAUGAACUGGCUGAAGAAGAGUGAGAAGAAGGAGGAUGAAAAUGCCCCAUUUGGCACUAAGUUGGAGCCUCAGGAAAAUGAUGGCGAGGAGGAAGAGGAGGGAAGCGUCACGAAGAAGAUGAGGCUUGCCUGACCGCCACCUCGUACAGAUGCGAGGAGGGCUAGAUAUACUGGUGGGGGUGAAGUGAUGUGGAAGAGAUGCAAACACCGUUGAGUCAGUGUCACUCGUCCCAGGUGGCAGAAAGUUAGUGGUAUACGUUUCUUUAUAUGGCAAUGUCGAAAAGAAGAGGUUAUUGCAUAGGCAUCCCAAUAAUAAUAAAACUACCCCUAACAAAUCUAGUCAUCCAGUCAACCAGUCACUUGUACCUGCACUUUCUCUGGACCCUAACCAUACGAGCUUAGCAAACACUAGCCAGACAACCAGCCGCUAGAACGAGCCCUUUUACAGACUGUAACCUUGUCACCAAGGUACUUUAUUUUACUUUGUUCAUACUUCACUUUUGUUGUUCACAUCGCUUGCAGACACAGGGAGAGUGAGUUGAGCCACCGCCAAAGCUUUGCGAUGAAUCCCUGGAAGCAAUGCAGCCAUUCGUCACUUUCACCAAAAAUGACAUUCGAUCCCUCGCAGGCCGUCAAGUCGACGAUCGCGCGGAUCCUCGCUUCCACCUCUUGACGUUCUCGUCAAUCGCCGCAACGGAGAGCGACGGCCACACUGAGGGACCCGUACCUGUGUGUUUACUGUGCAAUGUUUGUUGAAUGUCUUGAGCCUCGGCACUGUUAAUGUUAGUUUUCUCAGCAGAUGUAUGCUGUUGAAGCCGAGGGGGCUUUCGAGUUGAUCUCCAUUCCAGGGGUAUUCUUUCCGUAACUGCAGUUGGAAGAAAAUGUGAAAACGGUAAAGUUUCGGAAACAUGGUGUAUUUGCUUGCUUUCAGAAGGGUCUCUACUACAGUGAGCUUGAGAGUCCCUCAAGAGGGUAUUUUGCCCUAUUCUUUCAUACUGGCCAGAUGUCUUGGAAGAGGUGGGAGAAGCCACACUUUACUCCACCACACCUGGCCUAUUCUUUGGGUCUUUCGGUAUAGUCACGUAGAUAGGUUCAAAGAAAAUAACAAAUAAGCUACGUUUCGAUCGCAACACAAGCGUUCGUCAUGUGUUGCGAUCGAAACGUCGUAGUUUGUUAUUUUUUGUUAUUUUCUUUGAACCUACGUGACUUUACCAAAAGACCCAAAGAAUAUAAAUUCCUGCAGUCACGAAAGCUUUAAGUAAAGAUUCACACAUGGCCUAUUAAGAAACAUAACUGGAGAUGACCGGACCAGAUCAGAAAACAUUCAAUGUUGUGUGGGACCACCAAAAUCUACUGCAUCUGUGUAAAAUUAAACGUCAUGCAAAUUCUGACAAUGCACUUUGAUUGCCCCUGUGAUAUAGAGACCCUGAUAGCAAUGUAAAUGAUGAUGAGGGUUAUGUUCUCAUGUUGUGAUUUGUGCUGCAUUAAUUAAACAAAGUUUGCGACGUUCUCCGAGAGCCGCAUUUGGAGCUGCUUCACGGUUACAGACUGUUCAAACUGUCUCUUUUCCCCCAAUAUAGCUCUCCACUUAAACAUUUAUCUUGGUUUUGACAUUCAGUGUCUCAUCAGCAGAAUUGGGCUCGCUCUGCUGACCGAAUUUCAAAACCACUCCAAAGUGCGCCCGUAUUGAACCAAUACUGCAAAUUUGUACUCCCGGAAGGCCGUGUUGGCCGAUGGGAUGUGUGAAAAACACUUGCGUGGAGAUGGUGGGAAUUAGGGCGCGUUAUUGAUUUACGUCUGGAAUGUUCUCCAUGACGCUUAAGUGUCAUUUUGUGUUACUACGGAACUCUCGACUUCGCAAAGCACAAAUAAAGAACGGCAUGUUUAAAA
Messenger RNA from Petromyzon marinus (sea lamprey), 3114 nucleotides. It is a transcript of the gene HMCES, whose product is annotated as 5-hydroxymethylcytosine binding, ES cell specific. NCBI's taxonomy places the organism in Eukaryota, Metazoa, Chordata, Hyperoartia, Petromyzontiformes, Petromyzontidae. The record is from RefSeq and is a predicted model, not a curated record. Gene Ontology annotation, molecular function: single-stranded DNA binding. Gene Ontology annotation, biological process: protein-DNA covalent cross-linking repair.